UUAAAGAUAUCCUAAAGAACCAUGGUUGAUCUAUACAUGAUCUGCUUCACCCUAUUUCUCAUAUGCUACACUAUAAUCUCAAGAUUGCACAAAUCUUCAUCUCGAAACACAUUUCAUCUUCCACCGAUGCCCUUUAGGAUUCCCAUUAUCGGACAUCUCCAUCUCCUUACUUCGAUCCCUCAUCAGGAUCUUCAAAAGCUUUCCAUUCAACAUGGGCCAAUUUUUCGCCUUUUUCUAGGGUCGACACCUUGGGUUGUUGUUUCCUCACCAGAAGCAGCAAAAGAUAUCUUAAAAACAAACGAUAGUUUGUUUUUAGAUCGUCCUUAUAAUUCUGUUAUUGAUUACUUUACCUAUGGAAGCAAAGGCUUUGUCUUUGCUAAUCAUGGACCCUACUGGAAAUUCUUUAAGAAAAUUACAAUGUCAAAACUCCUCAGUUCUACAACACUAGACCAUCUCCUUCCAAUGAGACGCGAUGAAAUUACUUGUUUUAUAAAAUAUUUAUACAAAAAAUCAAAAGAUGGGAAGUCAGUGAAAGUUGAAGAGGACCUCAUGAAGUUGACAAGUAAUGUUAUAUCAAGAAUGUUUAUGAACAAGAGGUAUCCGUUAGAAGAUGACAAAUCAGGUGAUUUACCAAAGGUUAUUGGUGAAAUCGGUGAGAUUAUAGGUAAGUUUAACUUUUCGGAUCAUAUAUGGUUCUGUAAGCAUCUAGACUUGCAAGGAUAUGGAAAAGCUUCAAAGGAUAUUAAGAGAAGAUUCGAUAUCCUGGUCGAUAGGAUAUUGAAGGAGCAUGAAGACGCACGCCAGAAUAAAAAGGACAACAAUGGAGAAAUGAAAGACAUGCUCAACAUUUUACUAGAUAUCUCAGAAGAUGACACCAUGGAAGUUAAGUUGAGCAGAGAGAACAUUAGAGUCUACAUUAUGGAUAUACUUUCGGCAGGAAUAGAUACUACAGCCCUAACAAUAGAAUGGGCUUUGGCAGAACUCAUUAACCAUCCAAACAUAAUAAAAAAGGCAGUAGAAGAAAUCGACCAAGUUGUUGGACAAAACAGACUUGUUCAAGAAUCGGACAUACCAAACCUUCCUUACCUCCAAUCAAUCGUUAAGGAAUCCCUAAGGUUGCACCCUACAUUACCAAUGAUUUUAAAAUCCUCGACACAAGAUUGCACCAUUGCAGGCUAUCAUAUUCCUGCAAAAACAAACAUUUUUAUCAACGUUUGGAGCAUUGGAAGAGAUGAAACCCACUGGGAAAGCCCACUUGAAUUCAGGCCAGAAAGAUUUGAAGAAACUCAGAUAGAUGUUAGAGGACGUCACUAUCAACUUCUACCGUUUGGGAGUGGGAGGAGGAUGUGUCCAGGUAUUUCACUAGGUUUGUUGAUGGUACAUACAAUUCUUGGUUCUAUGAUUCAGUGCUUUGAUUGGAGGGCCGAAAAAGAUGGAAAUCUCACUAAUACUGUUGAUAUGGAAGAAUGUCCUGGGAUAACAAUUCCUAGAGCUAACCCUUUGGUUUGUAUUCCCGUCGCUCGCCUUGAUCCCAUCCCAUUAUCCAACUAAUUUAUAUAUUUCAUAUAUACAUGAGUUAUGAACUACUCCAAACUAAAUAUUUCAUGAAACAUAUGUGUAACCUCGACUUUUACUAUCAUCCGACAGAUACUUUCG
This is a messenger RNA of Erigeron canadensis, 1656 nucleotides long. RefSeq names its product cytochrome P450 93A3-like. NCBI's taxonomy places the organism in Eukaryota, Viridiplantae, Streptophyta, Magnoliopsida, Asterales, Asteraceae. Bases 22 to 1551 code for a protein of 509 amino acids. Gene Ontology annotation, molecular function: monooxygenase activity; iron ion binding; heme binding. The transcript is spliced from 2 exons. The record is from RefSeq and is a predicted model, not a curated record.